AUGUGUAUAUUUCCUGCUUGGUCGAAUGGUGAUGCAACCCUAUUUGAGAGUGAACGAUGUGUUCAUCAACAGGUUAAUAAUGGAUGGAGAAAAUUACCAUGUACAUCCUACCUCAGGUUCGCAUGUGAAAAAGCUCCGAGUCCACGCCCAAUCCUUCCCAUACGCAUAAUAGCAGCUACUCCAUCACCCUACGGAGGAGGUCUACUGGAUGCGUCAUUUAUCUGUCUACUCGGCUCAGAGAAUGAAGACAUUCUCACAUUCUCAACCAGAAGACUCGUCCGUCUGACCGAGGCUAUAACUUUCGAUAGUUACACAGCUCCAGGAGACAGCGAUACUGUAUCACCUGUAUUAUUACGGCAGACUCUUCCAGCGACUAUUGAGGGCUUGGGAUUUUUCGAAUGUUCUUCAUUGACAGCCAGUAGAGUGACAUCUGUUCCUCUUGCCAUUCUUCUUUCUACCCGUGAAUUGCAACCCAUUGAUGGUCGGUUUACAAAGACAGUACACGUUGGAGAUGAUAUCACACUCAGUGUGAUGAGCACGACAGGGAUGGUAGGUGAAGACGGAAUAAGAUGGCGGAAAUUCACUGAUAUAGACUGGGCUGAUUCACUCAUUGGAAUGAGUUCUGGCAGUCUAUCACACACUAUCCAAUCUGCAUCUGUCUCAGACGCCGGUGUGUAUGUGACUUACGAGGAUGGAACGUUGGAACAACAUUUAUUCAGCUUUAUAAGACUCAUCGUGAAGGGUACGCUUUUUCACUUCACUCUUUAA
Messenger RNA from Strongylocentrotus purpuratus (purple sea urchin), 768 nucleotides. RefSeq lists its product as uncharacterized. The transcript has 4 exons. The coding region runs from base 1 to 768 and encodes 255 amino acids. NCBI's taxonomy places the organism in Eukaryota, Metazoa, Echinodermata, Echinoidea, Camarodonta, Strongylocentrotidae. The record is from RefSeq and is a predicted model, not a curated record.